AUCGAUAUCGUUUGCAUGGACCUGGAGAUGCAAACAGGACAAAUCGACAAGCCGCUCGCGGAUCGGACUGCACAAGACGGUGGUCGGGAUGACCCGGUCACGGGCGCGCUAGCGGGAAGAAGAAACAGAAUGGUCUCGGUCCUUUGGGUGGGAAGAGAAAUAUCGUUGGAAGUAAAGAGUGUCGGAGAAGAAGAAUAAAAGGGGAAAAAAAAGAAGCUGCCAGCAGGAACCAAGCACCAGCAGGUCCGUGUCUUGCACACGAGGCAAAGAGCCGAUGGGACGAACGGGAAUGGAAGUCUG
Thermothelomyces thermophilus ATCC 42464 is the source of this 300-nucleotide messenger RNA. RefSeq lists its product as uncharacterized. The transcript has a single exon. The record is from RefSeq and is a predicted model, not a curated record. Bases 16 to 198 code for a protein of 60 amino acids. NCBI's taxonomy places the organism in Eukaryota, Fungi, Ascomycota, Sordariomycetes, Sordariales, Chaetomiaceae.